UCAUUCCCGCGCCAAUUCGAUGCGCAAGAUUCGGUUUGCGCCCCUCCCGGAUCCGCGCAAACUGGAGGAACUCGAACUCGUGAUGGAUAGUCCGCUCGGGCUUAUCCCUACUAGUCUAGCCGUUUCAGCCCUCAGCACGAGUCCUAGCAAGAGUAAUAAUGGGGUGUUGGGGGAGGAGACGUCGCCGGCGAGUGCCGUUAUGGACCAGGAUCCAGCUACGCCCGCCUCGCAAGUAUCCCAGUUUAGCAGUGUGUCUGCUUCGACUGCGAAUACCGUCGAUUCAUCUGCGACUGCUCCUGCUGCUACUAGGAGUAGUAUGAGUGGGGGUGGAGCGCCGAGUGUGGCGUCGACUGAUGAUGGGAGGGCAGAGACGGAUACGGACUCGCGGCAUCGCAAAUCCAAAUCGUGGAGUAAACGCAUUUUCCGACCGCUCCUCCUCAAGUCCACGUCCACGUCCACUUCAGCCCCUUCGACGCCCAACCCUGCCAAUGCGAGUCAAGGAUAUAGCAGUGAUGGGUUGUGGCGGACUACAUCGAGGGAUUCUGUGACAAGUAAUACGAGUAAUGAUAGUGGGGUGUUUGGGUUGACGCGGUGGGGGACUUCGACUGGAUUUGCGGAUCGGUUCGUGCCAAGGACGAGUGGCACACCUCUUGGACGUACGCAAUCGCUCGGAACGACAAGUGCACCUCAAGCCAAGUCGCAUCCUCUACCCAAAAAGAAACCAGGACAUGCGGCUUCGAGUUCGCUUGGUGGUGGCGGGAGGAGGAAUCAGCGCAUGUUGAAUGGACGGGUGUAUGGCUAUCGACAGUCGAAUCCGUUUGCGAAU
Acaulospora colombiana is the source of this 826-nucleotide messenger RNA. The record is from the annotation of a GenBank genome assembly. Lineage: Eukaryota; Fungi; Glomeromycota; Glomeromycetes; Diversisporales; Acaulosporaceae.